ACGCGCGUUUCAGUCGCGAUUAACAGCGCGCAAGGCAAAGAGGCCGUAGACAUGAGCAGCUCGUCAGCCGUGACCGCCCCUACCUCGUGUCCAGAUCCUCCAGAGAGCAGCAGAAUAACCCAAAUGUCUCUGAAUCCUGUGUCCCCCAAUGCAUUUCAAGAAAAAGAUUUCAAAGAUUGAAAUAUACAGAAUUCUUCAUGGAUAUAGUUGACACAUUCAACCAUUUAAUCCCAUCUGAGCACUUGGAUGAUGCCCUUUUUCUAGGCUCUAACCUAGAAAGCGAAGGCUGUGACGAAUUUGCCACAGGCCAACAUGUCAUAGAAGAUUCCUUGAAGAACAUGCUCAGUGAUAAAGAUCCUAUGCUUGGAUCUGCAAGCACCCAAUUCUGUUUACCAGUUUUGGAUAACGCAGAACAUAACUUUCAGAUACCACCUUCAACAGGUGUUGGUCUUGAUGAUAUCAUGGAUGUUGGGGUAGAUAAGGUAACUGCUGUUGAUAUCAAUGAUGAAGAUGAUUUAAUUCUACCAGACAAGAACCGAAACAGAUUAAAUGAGCCUUCCAUAAAAUCACAAAGGAAAUCACCACGUUUAAAAGCACAAGAAUCCACAAGAACGCUGAGACCUAGUACAAUUGAGAAGACAUUGAAUGCUGUAAAGGUUGCAAGUCCCAAAAAAUCGAAAUCUUCCCGAAAAGAAACAGCCGUUGAUACAGCAAAAGAUGAUGAGGAACAGAUUUUGCACGUCGGUAGUGAUGAUAAACAAAGCAAUAGCACACAGAACUCAAGGCGAUCAACAAGAAUAGCAAAUAAGGAGUAUAAUGAUAAAGUAGCUACAGAUCAGAAUAUUGAAAAUAAGGAGACGCUGGAUGAAGAAUCAAAUACCAUAAGUGAAAUUUUAUCAAACACACAAAGCAUACUGGAAAAAGAAGAUGGUAACUCUGAAACAUUACAUAGUGAUUCUCUUAUUUUAUUGAGUGCGAAUUCUAAUAAAGAUUUGGAAGAAGUGACAGAACAUGAUCUGAAUAAUUCUCAAGGAGAUCUUUUGACAGAUGAUGUCUUAGAGACAUCUGUAGAUGAAAAAGUGUACAAUCAUGAGAACUGUCAGACUGAUGAUAAAAAAUCUGAUGUAAUUUAUGAUAAAGUUCAUCAAGAGCUUGCGCUUUUAUCGGGAGUUGUUGAAUGCGACAUGGGUGUUAAGACGGUGUUGCACCCAGAAAUUACUGUUGAAUGCAUGUUGCAAAAUGCUGUUAGCAGCUCUGUCCAAGAGUGCGAAGCAGACAAAAAUUCUAUUGCACCUGAAAUUUUUAAUACUAGUAACAAAUGUAAUUCUUUAGAAGAUAUAUCCGUUGUAGAAAAUGUAGUACUUAAUUGCACAGAAGAUAUAGAAAGCAGUGAAAAGUUACAGACUACAGAAAUAGAAAUGUCAGCUGGAAAUGGUUUUGGAAAACCAAAUCGUAACCGAAAAGGUGCAAAAAAACUAAAACCCAGUUCUGCUAAAGUACCUACACAGACAGAAAAUUCUACAAAAAAUACUGCUUUUCCAAAAGAGGUCUUUUAUUCUCAACACCAAAAGGGUAGGUUUAAAAAAACGAACAUAACCCACUCUGAAUCUCCAGUUCUUUCUGACAAGUCGAAAAUCAUUAAAGUAACGAAAAAGGGGUCUGUAACUACGAAAAUCCAUAACAUUCCAAUAAAGACUACGAUUAAAAAGAAGCCACGUUCAUUUGAAAAAAAAGGUAAUUCCUCUACAUUAUUAAAACGGCUAGAUGAUGCAUUACGGGACAGCCAGGGAAGUUCAAAAGAAACGUCACAAGUUGUGUCAUCUCAUGUACGUUCUGGGAGUUUAUCACAUUCUAGUGAUAAAUCGGUCAGUAAACAGUCAUUGCCAAAAAUCACUCCUCAAUCAAAUGACAUAGGAGAACAGAAAGAAGCAACUGAGCAACAAGAAGAGAAGACAAAACUUAAAAAGUCACUUCCACCCAGACAAAGAAGAAGUAGUAAAAGUGUUUCUGUUGAUGAACCACCUCUGUUUAUUCCUGAUAACAUUCCUACUGUAAAGAAAGAAGGAGCAGAAGUAACCUCACCUGUUGAUAAGUAUGUCUGGAAUCCAACAAGACAUUGCAGUUCAUGCAGAAAACUUCACGGAAAUAGGUUUAUGGUUGGGUGUGGACAAUGUGAUGAUUGGUUUCAUGGAGAAUGUGUUGGCCUAAGCCUUGGUCAAGCACAGCAGAUGGAAGUGGAUGACAGAGAAUAUACAUGUGCUAAGUGCUGUGUGGAAGAGGAAAAGAUGGACACAUCACAGAUUAUUGCUUCCAGCGAUAGUCAGAAACCGGAUCUACUACAAGAACAUAAAACUGUGGAAAUUAACAAACCAGUGACAACAGGAUGUUCAGGUUUACCCUAUGAAAAAUCUAAACCGGCAGAUGAUACGAUAAAACAUAAAGUAAAAAUUUCCAAAAAGAACUCUGGAGAUAAUAAACAAGUCUUAGAAAGGAAGGAUUUGGAAAUAAAGAAACAUGCACCUGACAGAAAGAGCUUGCAGUCUGCCACAACAUCUCACCGAGUCUCUGAAGAAAAACAUGAAAGGUCUUCAAAAGAUCCUACAGCUGCUCCAUCUAAUGAGGAAAAGACUCCAAAAUCAGGUGCUAGUGAGAAGCAAGACAUUAAAAAAAAGAAACCAGAAAAGAGGGGUUCUUCAUCUGGUGUACCUAAUCCCUCUCCAUCUACACCAAAACCUUCUGUUGACCAAAUAAGGCAAAGUGUCCGGCAAUCUUUAAAAGAUAUUCUAGUAAAAAGGCUUUCAGAAUCCUCUUCAAAGAUUCCUGAAGAAAGGGCUACCAAAGUAUCAGCUAAGAUUGAAAAGGAGUUAUUUUCUUUUUACCGAGAUACAGAUUCGAAGUACAAGAAUAAGUAUAGAAGUUUAAUGUUUAACUUGAAAGAUCCUAAGAACAAUGUGUUGUACAAGCGAGUCCUCAGAGGAGACAUCACCCCAGAACAUCUUAUCAAGAUGACACCAGAGGAGUUGGCUUCUAAAGAGCUGGCAGCUUGGAGGCAAAGGGAAAAUAGACAUACCAUUGAGAUGAUUGAAAAAGAGCAACGUGAAGUUGAACGGCGGCCAAUAACUAAAAUUACACAUAAGGGUGAAAUUGAAAUCGAAAGUGAUGCUCCUAUUAAGGAGCCUGAAACCAUGGACACAGAGGAAUCUGUUGUGAAACCUAUUGAAAAAGAGGAAGAAGCACAUAAAGAUAAAGAUAAAGAUCCACCUACUGAGUCUACAUCAGACACAACAGCACAACACAAAAAUCACCUUUUUGACUUAAACUGUAAAAUAUGCACAGGUCGAAUGGCGCCACCUGCUGAAGAUUUGUCACCUAAGAAAGUGAAAAUGUCUGUGGGUGCAAUACGUGAAGAGUCUGAGAAUCUAUCAGAAACUUCUUCUGCGUCUGGUAAUUUCAAGAUGGAUAUGAUGGAAACAGAAAAACCAGAAUCGCCAAAGGAAGCGCCUCUUUCAGCUCCAAGUUCCGAGCCUUUUAAUAUUACUGAAGCAGCUGAAGAUGAAUCAACAUUUUUGUCCCGUUUGACCUGUAUUUGGAAAGGAUUUCUUAAUAUGCCUUCUGUGGCAAAAUUUGUUAUCAAGGCAUACCCUGUAUCUGGAUCAUUAGAACAUUUAACCGAGGACCUCCCUGAAAGUAUCCAAGUGGGUGGAAGAAUUUCGCCACAGACUGUUUGGGAUUAUGUAGAAAAGAUAAAGGCCUCUGGAACUAAGGAAACCUGUAUAAUUCGCUUUUGUCCAGAGACUGAAGAAGAUCAGAUUUCUUACACAUUACUCUAUUCUUACUUUAGUAGCAGAAAGCGUUAUGGUGUAGUAGCAAACAAUAUGAGGCAGGUAAAAGACAUGUAUCUAAUUCCUUUAGGAGCCUCUGAAAAAAUCCCACAUUUUUUUGUACCUUUUGAUGGACCCGGUCUAGAAACAAGAAGACCCAAUCUACUUUUGGCCUUGAUAAUUCGUCAGAAAGUGAAAAGGCAACACAGCACAAGCCUCGAUGAUGACCAACUAGGAACAUUAUUAAGUGUUCCUGAGAAAAAGAGUAGAAAUGAUGUUGAUGGAGACGAUAAUAAUAAUGAUGACGAUGAUGAUGAUGAUGAAAAUGAUUUUUUCAAUUCUUUCUCUGCUGUGUUACACAAGAGUAGAAACAGACCUCAGCUUUCAGAUAAUGAUGAAGAACCUCAAGCAAGUGUUGAAUCGGUACCAGAAACUGUUAAGAGAGAGCCACCAAAACCAUUAAGGUUCCUUCCAGGAGUUUUAGUUGGGUGGGAAAAUCCCCAAUCAACUCUAGAUCUAGCCAACAAACCAUUGCCUGUGGAUGACAUAUUACAGUCUCUUUUGGGAACUACAGAAAGUACAUUUGAACAUAAACCUUCUGUUAAAAAAAUCAGGGAUCAAAUAUUUAAGGUUGGAAAAAAACUGAAAGAUGAAAGUAUUACUACUGAAACAAUUCCUAAUAAAGACGUAGAAAUGGAUAUGACCCCUAACAUUGUAGAAGAGGCAAAAGAGAAUCCAACACCAAUAAUUCUGUCUCAGACUGGAAAAUUGUCUGUAUCCCUAAAAGACAAACCUCAAGAUGUUCCUACUGAAGUGUAUUUGGCCAAAAUAAAUGCACGGUCAAGUGAUGAAACGAUUGAGAAAGGAAAUUCAGCAGGCCCUGCCGAUUUUAGUCAAGAAAUUGAGGAUACGGUUAAUCCAAACUUAUCUCCAGUUCCUGAAAACAAAAUCGGCACUGAUGGUGAAAAUACAUCAUCUGUAGAUGCCAGUGAAAACUCUGUGAAACCUUCAAAAUUAAUGCAUAUCAAAAGGGAUCCAAGGCAAGCUGCCACAAGAAGUCAUAUUAACUCUCUAGAUUUAAAAGACUGUGAUAUAAGUAAAAAUAGGGAGGAUGCAGCAAACGAUAAAGAGAUCAGUGAAAGCACUUUGAGACAUAAAAAAGAUAGGAAUAGGAAACACUCCCAUGAAGAAAGUGAUAUACUUACAUCUAGGAGUGAUAGGUCUAAAAGCAGCUUGUCCUCUUCUACAAAGAAUGAGGUAGAAAGUGCUGAAUCAUCAAGAAAUGAAAAUACCAGACAGUAUCCUCCAGAUCUUCUAAUUGAUGAAACCGACCCUCUGCAGCAAUUUCGCAGAGCUUUGGCAGCAAACAAAUCUCAGUCACAGGCAUCAAAUUCUUCGCAGGCAGAAACAUCUAGCAAAAAUUCAGUUCCUACUUUUACAGGAAACUUCUCACCAUUAAGGAUACAACAGCCUCCAUUUCUACCUUUAAAGAGCAACCCUCCUCCAUUUCCAUUCCAUCAUCCUCCCAGCUUUCCAUUGCAGGGUAAUCCAAUAUUUUCAUAUCCUCCUCAUAUACCACCUCUGCUUCCAACUCCACUGGGUUUCAAUUUUCCAAGACCUCCUAGAUUUCAGUCUGCAGACCCCAUUAUUCAUAAUCCAUUGGUUGCUUGGCAUCCAGCACUUCAGAUACCUCGUCAACCACAUUUUUUUGGCCCCAUUACGAGUGGACAUCUUUUAAAUCCAGAACAAGUCAUGUACCAGGCACCUCAAAAGCUGUGUCUUAAAGAUCACAGAGUUCAAGAAAGGCGCCAUAGUGACCCUUGGGACAAACCAGAUCGUGACAGAAGCUUCAGUCGAGGAAGCAGAAGUGAACAUAGACAAAGAUUCUAUAGUGAGUCUCACCAUUCAAGGGAAAAAAGGCAUGAAAAAGAAUUAGGAAGUGAAAAGCAUGGAGAUAGAGACUCUGAAAGAAGCAGGCGUAGAGACAAAGAAAGGAGCCAUGACAGAGAUCGGAAGAGCCGCGAUGAGUCACACAGAGAAAAAGAAAAAUCUAGAGCUUCUCACAGUGACAAGUCUUCAGACAGUAGAACAAGUAAAGAAAGGAGGAGUAGUGAUAAAUCAAAGAGUGAGGAUCGGAGUCAUGAUAAAGAUAAAACUAGGGACAGAAAUCGAGAAGAAGAAAAAGAGAAAGACAGGCACCACAAGGACAGGAGCAGGGACCACAGUGAUAAAAGUAAAAGCAAACGAUGAAAGCACUGCUUUUUUACAUUUUUUUAAUUUUAUUUGUGCCAUCCUUUUCUAUUAAGUGUCAGUGUUUUUUCCUGAAAAAAAAUGUGUUAUUGUAAAGCCUGACUGCCCGUUAUAUAUUCAUUGAUGUUCAAUUCUCACUAAAAUAUAAUGUUUUUAACAUCUUUUACAAUCCUCAUUUAAAAGCGUAAUGAAUUUCUUUCUAAAUAUUCAGUUAAGAUAUUUAGUUAGAAAUUAUACAUAAUGUACAGCAUUUUUGCAUUUGAAGUAUUGCAAAUAUUUUAAAACCCGUUCUUAAAAAAAAAAAAAAAAAAAAAAAAAAACUUUUUAAUUGCACUCUUUUUAAAACCAGAACAGAUUCAGGAUCCAUAAAUUACUGUUUAGAAAACUGUAUAAUUAUUUGGUGCUGUAAAAAAAGCUUACUUCUGUCAAAAUUACACUGAUCCAUCAAUUUCUUAAAGCUAGCAUAUCAGAAAUGAUUUUUAUCAUGGAUGUAUUAAGAAGCCGUUCGGUUACUAUAGCUUUGAAAUGCACUUGCCAUAGGGGAAAUAUAUUUAACUUUUAAGCUUACAUCUUCUGUUAGUAAGUUAAAAUUAGAAAAAUUGUUUGCGCUUUAAAACUUGAAAUCUCUGCUUGUACAUUCUUGUGUUUUGCUAUUUUUUAUACUGUAAAAUGUAAAUAUUUUAAGGAAUAUUUUGAUUUUAAAGAUGAUAAAAAAACUAACAUAUUUUGUCUCAUUACUGUGUACGAAAUGUUGUUUAAUUCCUGUUGAAAAGUAAAGAUUUUAGUAUUAUUUCUUGCAUUUGCAUAA
Molecule: messenger RNA, 6879 nt
Organism: Rana temporaria (common frog)
Lineage: Eukaryota; Metazoa; Chordata; Amphibia; Anura; Ranidae
Gene: PHF3
Product: PHD finger protein 3
Biological process (GO): DNA-templated transcription
Cellular component (GO): nucleus
Source: RefSeq, a predicted model, not a curated record